AUGAAACAAGGACUUAUGUUUAGAGAAAUUUUGACUCUUGCUUAUCUAGCUUUCAAAAAGCGGAAGGGAUUAGAAGUUGUUCAAAAGUUGAAGAAGGUUAAGCCUUCUGAUGAUGAAACUCGGAUGGAAAAAGUUAAAGUUGAAACAUAUGUUGAUAGUAAAGAAACAAACAAUGAAAUGGAUGGUUCAUUUCAAAUUUCACCCAGGAAGGAUACUUCUGUCAAAUUUCUUCACAAUCUACUGAGGCUGAGAAGACUUGCUGGCAAGUCUUCAGUUAGUGGAGUUGACGUUGAGUAUUUGUUAAAGCCACAAGAGUCAAGGACUAGGACUUCGAUUGAAAGUAUGGAGAAGAAGCUUGAUGAGAAAUUGUCCUCGCAUUCUUGA
Molecule: messenger RNA, 384 nt
Organism: Lactuca saligna
Lineage: Eukaryota; Viridiplantae; Streptophyta; Magnoliopsida; Asterales; Asteraceae
Source: the annotation of a GenBank genome assembly